GGGGGCGGGGGCGGGGUCCGGAGGGCCGGGGCCGCACCGCCCCUCACAGCCGCCGCCGCCGCCGCCUUGUCUUCGCCGCGCCUGCUCCGACACCAUGCCACAAAGAGAGUGAUCUCUUCCCCCAGUUUUCACAAUGGAGGACUCCGGAAAGACUUUCAGCUCUGAGGAGGAAGAAGCUAACUAUUGGAAAGAUCUGGCAAUGACCUACAAACAGAGGGCAGAAAAUACGCAAGAGGAACUCCGAGAAUUCCAGGAGGGAAGCCGAGAAUAUGAAGCUGAAUUAGAGACGCAGCUGCAACAAAUUGAAACCAGGAACAGAGACCUCCUGUCCGAAAAUAACCGCCUUCGCAUGGAGCUGGAAACCAUCAAGGAGAAGUUUGAAGUGCAGCACUCUGAAGGCUACCGGCAGAUCUCAGCCUUGGAGGAUGACCUCGCACAGACCAAAGCCAUUAAAGACCAAUUGCAGAAAUACAUCAGAGAGCUGGAGCAAGCUAACGACGACCUGGAAAGAGCCAAGCGCGCCACGAUCAUGUCUCUCGAAGACUUUGAGCAGCGCUUGAAUCAGGCCAUUGAAAGAAAUGCCUUCUUGGAAAGUGAACUUGAUGAAAAAGAGAAUCUCCUGGAAUCUGUUCAGAGACUGAAGGAUGAAGCCAGAGAUUUGCGGCAGGAACUGGCCGUGCAGCAGAAGCAGGAGAAACCCAGGACCCCCAUGCCCAGCUCAUUGGAAGCUGAGAGGACAGACACAGCUGUGCAGGCCACGGGCUCUGUGCCGUCCACGCCCAUCACUCACCGAGGACCCAGCUCGAGUUUAAACACGCCCGGGAGCUUCAGACGUGGCCUGGACGACUCCACUGGGGGGACUCCCCUCACGCCUGCGGCCCGGAUAUCAGCCCUCAACAUCGUGGGAGACCUACUGCGGAAAGUUGGGGCACUAGAGUCCAAACUCGCUUCCUGCCGGAACCUCGUGUAUGAUCAGUCCCCAAACCGAACAGGUGGCCCAACCUCUGGGUGGAGCAGCAAGAACAGAGAUGGUGGUGAGAGACGGCCGAGCAGCAGCAGCGUGCCUUUGGGUGAUAAGGGUUUAUCAUAAGCGGCCGCCUUCUCCUCGUACUGCUGGGUGAGGUUCUCGAUCUCCUUCUGGAAUCUCUUCUUCCCCUCUUCCAGAGCUUCCACGGUGCUGGCAAAGUCCUGCAGCUUCUUCUUCGAGUCGGAGAGCUACAAGGACAGCGUCCAGGGUAGGGUGAGAGGGGGACCAUGAGUGACCCCUGUCCCUGGCUCCACAGACUCUGGGAAGCGAAAACCAUGUCUCCUUGUUGGAGAAACCCAAUAACAGGGGAAGCUGGGGGGUCAAGCACCAUGGCACCAACACUCCACCACGAUCUGCCUGUGGGGGAUCUCAGCGCAGAGAAGUUGAGAGGACCCGUGAUGGAAGCAAGGGCACAGGGCAGGCACCUGGAUGUUGAGAGUGGAGAUGUGACGCUCCAGGUUCUGCUUGGCCUCCAUCUCCUCGUCCAGCUGGUCUUGCAGGCUGUUCCUCUCCUCCUCCAGCUGGCGCAGCUUCGUAGACACGUUGAGCUUCUGCCGGGUUUCUUCUUGAAGCAGCUCCUGCAAAAGGGACGCACGGAGGUCCCAGGGACCCGCCCUGAGGAAGGCCACCCCCCAGGUCCCCUGGAUGAUGUGGCAGGACACUCACCUGGGUGUCCUGGAGCUGGGAACUGAGGGAUGCCACGUCCUUGGCCAGCUUAAUGGCCUUCCCCUCGGCCUCGUUAAGCAUCCCCGUGACGCUCUCGACUUCAUUCUGAGGGUGCCAAGAGACUGUUAGUCAAAGCCUCUAGAAAGGGAUCCUCAUUAAAAGGAGCCCUUUUUACUCAAAACACAUGGUGUACCCUCAUGGGCUAGGACUUGAGGUGUCCACUGAUUGAGAAAAUACCCACAAGGUAUGGGACUCUGAUAAAAAAAAAAAAAAAAAAAAAGUCUGUGGCUCGAAGGGAAUUCCGUCACCUAUGAGUUGGGACCCUGGCCCUCGACUCUGUGGUUCUAAGAACUUAUUUGAGCCCCAAUUAUAUUGACUGGGACCUGAUCCCACUAAAUGGAUCCUAGAUCCCUGCCAAGGUUGGUAGAGACAAAGCAGCAGGUCUGAGAGUCCAGACGAGGUGCUCUGGCUGGUCCACUCUCUAAGGUUGGAGACAGGAGACCAGGAUGGUACUUAAAUGUCCGAGGGAUGCUGUUCCAUCACCUCCUUCUUCACUCCUACUCUUUGUCCCUUCACUGACCCUGAUGGCCAAAGCCAGAGACUCAGACCCUAAAGGUAAAAACACCCUCUGUGUAUUCUCUGGCUUUUACUCCCUAGUGUCUCUGCAUAAGUCCCUUUGAAGGUGUUAGCCUACCCCUCCAUCUCUUCCACUGACAAGGAGGCUAUGAAUGAUCUUGACACUGCUUAUAUGAGGGCAGCAAAACCGCUGCUCUCACCUCCAUGGGGGAAAAAAAACAUCUCACUCAAUGCUUCCCCUGCCCCUUGGUCCCUGGCUGUGAACAUGUUAAAUAUUUAUGAAAACGUUGGCCACAUCCCCACGAGUGGAAAGGCAGGCUAACUGUCUGUUCCAAGUGAAAGGAGACCAAAGACAAACAGACCGUGUCACUCGUCAGCUUAAAACCCCUCAACAGCUUCGCAUCACCCAGAGGGAGGACCAACAUACGUGUAAUAGGUCUGCAAAACCCCACAUCAUCUGGGUACAACCUCCUCCUCCCACCCCACUCUCUGCUGUCUCCCCCUACCCCCAACCCCAACUGGGCACUCCAGCUCUACUGGUCAUUUGUCUCUCUCCUAAUUUUUCUACUUACCACAGGGCCUUUGCACAUGCUGUUCCCUCUGCCUGGUAGACUUAUCCAUGCUCCUUAGGGAAGCUUUUGUGGCCCCUCCUCCCCCAGGUUAGGCCUCCUGGUUAUUUACACUUAGGCAUCAUGUGCCUUCCCUUUGCUGCAUCACUUGACAUUCAUUUAUGUGAUUAUUCAUGUCUUCCUUUCCCCUUACUCGGCUGGAGUCCUACUGGGGCAGGGACAGUGUCUCUUCUUGCUUGCUGCUGUUUCUUAGGAUUAAGCACAGUGCCUGGCAUACAGCAGGUACUCAAUAAAUACUUGUCAAAUUGG
Piliocolobus tephrosceles (Ugandan red Colobus) is the source of this 3147-nucleotide messenger RNA. It is a transcript of the gene NDE1, whose product is annotated as nudE neurodevelopment protein 1. Gene Ontology annotation, molecular function: microtubule binding. Bases 134 to 1090 code for a protein of 318 amino acids. The record is from RefSeq and is a predicted model, not a curated record. Gene Ontology annotation, cellular component: kinetochore; kinesin complex; centrosome. Gene Ontology annotation, biological process: centrosome localization; cell migration; mitotic centrosome separation. The transcript is spliced from 9 exons. Lineage: Eukaryota; Metazoa; Chordata; Mammalia; Primates; Cercopithecidae.